UUCGCCUCAGCUUCCUCAAGCUCCGUAUAAAAGCCACACGCCCUUAUUCAAUCAAAAUGCACAAGUACCCCAGAAAGAAAAACGCAACAACAAAGCCCUAGCUAGGAAAAACAAAAAGAAGAACAAGAACAAGAAACAAGAAACACAGCUAGAUAGCUAGAUCCGUGGAGCUAGAUAUAAUAUAUUUGGUCAUCAAAUGGCGUGUGCUACUCGUGAUCAAGCCGUGAGAGUGGUGCUUAUCGAUACCCAGUACGUGGAAACGGACGCCAUGAGCUUCAAAUCCGUAGUUCAGAGCCUUACCGGUAAGGAUUCUUGCGUUUCUUGGAUAGAGAAGAGCUCCUUCGGCGUAGAAAACAGAAAAAGCCCCGUCGCUGUGAACAGAAGUGGCUUCGACAAAUCAGGCAGCGAUUAUAUUAAUAAUGGAUGUGGUGGAACUGGAAAUCGCAGUGUUUCGAUGUUAUCGAAGGGCAUGUCGUUCAAGGAUUUGGAUGUUAUGAUCUUGCAGGCGCCUCCAAUGGAGGACUUGCAAUGGCUGUGGGCUGAUAAUAAGUAGAAUUUUCAUUAAUUUGCUGCAUAUAUAGUGUGUAUAUAUAAAUGAGUAUAUACAUAUAUUUACAACAGUUAUAUACGGUCAGUAUAUUUUGUUUGCAUGAGAAGUGCUAGUACCGU
Messenger RNA from Juglans microcarpa x Juglans regia, 669 nucleotides. Its product is annotated as VQ motif-containing protein 1-like. Lineage: Eukaryota; Viridiplantae; Streptophyta; Magnoliopsida; Fagales; Juglandaceae. The record is from RefSeq and is a predicted model, not a curated record. Bases 197 to 553 code for a protein of 118 amino acids. The transcript has a single exon.